Molecule: messenger RNA, 4511 nt
Organism: Chroicocephalus ridibundus (black-headed gull)
Lineage: Eukaryota; Metazoa; Chordata; Aves; Charadriiformes; Laridae
Gene: IRAG2
Product: inositol 1,4,5-triphosphate receptor associated 2
Exons: 39
Coding region: 22-4407 (1461 amino acids)
Cellular component (GO): endoplasmic reticulum membrane
Source: RefSeq, a predicted model, not a curated record
UGCAAAAGAGGUGAAUUGAUAAUGGCUUCAGAACAUGGAGCUAACAAACGGCGUCAUAACCCAGUGGACAGUAUACGCAGAAAGAUCAAAUCUAAUCAAAUGAUGGACCAAGUCUCUAAUCCUGCUUUGCAGAUACCAAAAUUUCAGUCCCAGAACUUUGACAGUCCACAGUACAAUAUAAAAAAAAAUCUAGAAGAAAUACUGAAGAAAAGAACUUUGAGAAGUCAUGGUAGUACAGGUCCACACUUAAUCAGUCCCAGGAGUGAUGGUGUUUUCUCUUCAGACUUUGAGUUGUUGUCACCUUGUUGCAGGCAUAUCUCAGAGUCCUGUUCUGCAAAUGCUUUGUAUACAACCAUUAAAAGUGAAGAGAGAUCCAGCAACACAUGGAUGGCAGUAUGCCCUCUGGAGAAUUGUUCUCCAUCCUACUUCAGAUCCCGAGAAGCCAAUACCCGUAACAAACUGUGUGCCUUAUCAAGUAUUGAAUCUAAAGAUGUGCCUCGUGAAAAGAAGUAUCUUAUGUCAAGUCCAAAUUUAAAUUUCUUCACAUCUGAUAAAAAGUCAGAAAGUGCUGUGAUCCAAUCUCCUGUGCCAAAGAGAUUACCUUUGAGUGAAAAAGGAUGGAAGCAGUCACCGGGGUACAAAGCUGACAAUGUGCAUGACGUGAGCUUGAUCUGUGAAGAAGACCUACUGACAACUGUUUUCUGUGCAUGUGACAUAGAGCAUACAGGAAAAGUAGCAGUUUCCAACAUAGUUGACUUUUUGAGACAUACAACUAGUCGGGGCUCGGAAGAUAGUGGUCUUGAAGAGCUGUGCAACAUGCUUGACCCAGAUCAGAAAGAUGUCUCUAUUGACCUGGAAACAUAUCAUGCCAUCAUGAAAGAGUGGAUUGAAGACUGUAAGAGAAAAUGGGAGGAUGGUGCCACCGAGGAAUCAACAGCAAGCAUGGAAGACCCGGAACUUAAAGUACAUAAAAAUGUCUCUGAAGCAAAGAAGAUGCAUGUCCAGAUGAAUGUUACAUCAGGAAGCUUGGAGGCCUUUGGGGGUGAUGUGUCUAAAGGAGACAUGGAGACUUCUGACUUGAUAACCUGUGUUGCGGACCUGCAGUAUAAGAACCAGAAGCUUCAGGAAGAGAACACAAAGAUGAAGCUCACAUUGGAAGCUGUGGAUGAGACCAACAAUAAGCUACUGGCAGAUAAUGAGGAUCUGCAUCAACAAAUAAAAAGCAUCCGGUAUUCCGUGCUGAGAGCCAAAUCAUUGGAAGAAGAACUAGAAGAUGCAAAAAACAACCUGAACCUGUCAGAAGAGAAGAGACAACAGAUUCUCUGCCAGAAUAAACAGCUAGAAAAAGAGAAUCGGUCUCUCAUCGUCAAAAUUACUUCUCUGCAGGAAGAGGCUACUAGGAAUAGCAUGGACACUGAUGAACUUCAAAAGAAGAUUUUGGAGCUGUCUAAAAAUGCAGCGGAGCUUCAAAUCCAAGCACAUACCUAUGAGAACACUUUGGUGAAUAAAGAGGCAAGCUUGAUCCAGAAGGAGCAAGACAUCAAAGAACUGAAGUUAACCAUUGUGGAGUGUUCCUCAGUAAUAGAGACUUUGCGGGCAGAAAAAAAUAAGCUACUGGAAAACAUGCAACACAUGCAGCAAGAGCUGAUCUUAAAUGGGUUGAGUCUCCCAUUGUUCUACAAAUUUAACAGUAAUAUUCCUGAAGGGAUGAAUUCACUGCACUGUGAACUGGAACUUGCUCAGUCUUCUGAGAUUACCGAGACUGAAUGGACAUCCGUGGAUGAAAUGCUGGACCGUGAAGUGCUGGUUUUACUUCAUGGACCUGAAUACGCAGGAGAAAAAUUUAAGACUCUCAUGCAAAAGCUGCAAGAGGAAGCCUCUGAAGCAGAGGAGCUUGUUAUGACUUCUUUACAAGGGGUAAAAGAUCCUGAUGUGAACACGCAACAGCUCUGGGAAAGAAAACUUGUGGUUCUCAGGCAAGAACUAGGAGAAAAAAGACACCUUUGGAUCCAGAAACUUCAUCUCUUGGAAAAAUACAAAGAAGCCCUAGAAAAGGACUUUAUUCGGAUGGCAGGCAACCUGAGGAGAACCAAGACAGAGCAAUUCUACCUAAGGAAAGAGCUCUCUGCCAGGCAGUGUGAGAUAGAAACUGUGAAACAGCUACACGAAGAAACUGCUGGCCAGGCAGAAGCCCUUGGUUUAGAGCUGCAAAAGGCUACAAAGCAGCUUGAGGAUGCCAGCAAACAGGCAGAGGAUCAAGUUGAAGCCUUUCACUCUGCUUGUGAGGAAGCCGCGUCCUUGAAAUGCAAGUUAGAGGAAGCCAUUUCUGAGCAGCAGAAACUCAAGGAUGUGAAUGCAGCUUUAACAAGCACUUGCCAGUUUCUUCAAGAAAAGGUGGAAGACCAGAAAACAACUGUUAAUACGCUAAGAUGGGAGCUGCUUCAAAGGCAACUCUGCGAAUUGCUGUGUCAGUGCUGUGCAGAGUUAAAAUCUGACUGCAGUCUGCUGCCCACAUCAGCUGAGCCGGUAAAAGGGAAGCAGCUCCAUUGCUCGAAACGACUGUGGAGUGAAGGACCCCCCUUGUGCACUGAACUUCCCAGGACACUGUCCUCAGGUACUUCAUACUGGCGUGGUACGCUUCUGCUAGAUGCUCUGACCUUGGAAACCUCAUGCCCAAAUAACUCUCCUGUGCACGGCUGGGAUUGGCCUUGCGGACAGAGCUCUGGCAUCCGCACGGUUGGAAGCUGCAAUCUGGGACACGCGUCCACUUCAGAUGUGAUGUCAGCAGGGUGCAAGUGGAAAACAUGCCCUGCUGGUAACUAUACUGAUGCAGACCUUCCUGUUUCCAUUACAACGAUGGACUCUUCGCUUACUGAGAUCGACAGUGCAGAGCCAACGUUACCAGCCAGUCUGAUCCCAUCCAGUGAUCACUUAACGUCACCCCGAGAAGUUCUUACAUCCUCUUUGGAAAGCACUGCCCCAGUAACAGCCUGCCUUGUGAUGGAGGAAAAAUCACCCAAGUGCUCACGUGAAAAGGAGGAAGAUGUGCCAACUUCCGUAGCAGUGGAGAAAAACAACAAUAAGGAUCCGGCUGGUCCCGUGUCAGGAGCGCAUCUGACCGAGAAGGAAAUCUGCCCUGUGGUGGAAGAACACAAAACCACAUUUCAAAACGUUUUAAAGCAAGACUCGAAGGUGGACCAGGAAAAGAAAAAUAAUAAAGAGCAGAGUGAAGAAGCACCGGCUGUGGUUCCCAGUAGGAAAGGGAGUUCACCCUCUGUAGGUGGCGUGAAGGGAGAUAAAUCAAAGCAAAAUGAACCUGAGUCUCCUAAUGAGAAAGAAGUGGAGGCUGAAUUUCUGAGGUUGUCUUUAGGUUUUAAAUGUGACUUGUUUACCUUGGACAAGAGAGUGAGGCUUGAAGAAAGGUCCCGAGACUUAGCUGAAGAAAACUUGAAAAAGGAGAUCACGAAUGCUCUAAAGAUGUUAGAGGCUUUAGUUCCUUUGUGUGAAGAAGAUAACCAAGCGCAGGAAAUCAUUAAGAAGCUGCAGAAAAGCUUGCAGUUCCUUGGCCAGUAUGCAGCCCGAGUUGCCAGUAGAGCAGAGAUGUUGGGAGCUAUUAAUCAGGAGAGCCGUGUCAGCAAGGCUGUGGAAGUAAUGAUUCAACACGUGGAAAACCUGAAGCGCAUGUACACAAAAGAACAUGCAGAACUUGAGGAGCUGAAACAGGUCCUGCUCCAGAACGAGAGAUCCUUUAGUUCUCUUGGAGAUCGAGAUGAAUCUACGAAUAAAAAGCUACCAAAUUCUUUUAACUUUAAGCCAUCAUCAUCCCUACGAAGAGUUAGCAUUGCAGCGUUGCCUAGGAGUGUUGGAAAUGCAGGUAUUGGGUUGCCGCUGGCCCAACUCCACGAACCUGAUGGCGAUGAACAGAGCGAUAAGCUCAACAGGAGAUCAAGCAGUUGGGGGCGACUGGGAGCAAAGCAAAAUGAGAAGCGUCCUUCACUACAGCGGUUCAUUAGCGCGUAUUCUUGGGCGGAGUACGGAGAUGAACAUCCUGAAACAAAACAUGAGCAGUCGGAAUCACCUGCUGAAGCACAGGAAGAACUGUCAAGGAAGGAAAGUGUGUCUGAAAAAGGAAAAUAUUCAUCAAAAUGGAACCUAGAGUCAGUGUGGAAUUUAAUGUCAUCAUGGGCAUCCCAUUUCAAGGCCUCCUUUUCCAAUGCGAACAAAACUCUCUGGGUUUCUGUUUCCAUUCUGGUACUGCUUGCUGCUCUUACAAGCUUCCUCACAGGGCUGUCUCUUCAAAGACCAGCAUACGCAGCACAUGUUGGAACUGGGGACUCCUGGAAUUCACUACAGCAACUGUUCUGGCCAUAUAUAGAACUUCGACACAAUGGACCACCCCCAGUAUAACAAAGGUUCUGACUUUUGUAGUUAUACUUCCAAGUUCUGGAUGACAGUCUGAGAAGUUGAGAUAGUACACUUAAGGUUAUAUAUUGGGGUGUGUUUUGGGAGAU